CGGCCAAUUGGCUUGGAACGGGUCGGUUCGGUGCUGCUGGGCCAGGUUCGGGCGCGGAGCAGAACGGAGCAUCGCCGCGGUCCCGACCCGCCACCGCCACCAUGCCGGCCGUUUCCAAGGGAGACGGGAUGCGGGGCUUGGCCGUGUUUAUCUCCGACAUCCGAAACUGUAAGAGCAAAGAGGCUGAAAUUAAAAGAAUUAACAAGGAGUUGGCCAAUAUCCGGUCAAAAUUCAAGGGAGAUAAAGCCUUGGAUGGUUACAGCAAGAAGAAAUAUGUCUGUAAGCUGCUCUUCAUCUUCCUGCUGGGCCAUGACAUUGAUUUUGGGCAUAUGGAAGCAGUCAACCUGCUUAGCUCCAACAAAUACACAGAGAAGCAAAUUGGCUACCUGUUUAUUUCUGUGCUGGUGAACUCCAACAGCGAGCUGAUCCGCCUCAUCAACAAUGCCAUUAAGAAUGACUUGGCGAGCCGCAACCCCACCUUCAUGUGCCUGGCCCUGCACUGCAUUGCCAAUGUAGGCAGCCGCGAAAUGGCUGAGGCCUUUGCCUCUGAAAUCCCCCGUAUCCUGGUGGCCGGUGAUACCAUGGACAGCGUGAAGCAGAGCGCCGCCCUCUGCCUCCUGCGCCUUUACAAGACUUCUCCUGACCUGGUGCCUAUGGGAGAGUGGACGUCACGUGUUGUGCACCUCCUGAAUGACCAGCACAUGGGCGUGGUCACAGCGGCUGUCAGCCUCAUUGCCUGUCUCUGCAAGAAGAAUCCUGAUGACUUCAAGACAUGCGUCUCCUUGGCUGUGUCUAGGCUCAGUAGGAUUGUGUCAUCAGCCUCCACAGACCUCCAGGACUACACCUAUUACUUUGUGCCAGCCCCCUGGCUCUCAGUCAAGCUCCUGCGGCUGCUGCAGUGCUAUCCUCCCCCAGAAGAUGCAGCAGUGAAAGGACGCCUGGUUGAGUGCCUGGAGACUAUCCUGAACAAGGCCCAGGAGCCACCCAAGUCCAAGAAGGUCCAGCACUCCAAUGCCAAGAACGCGAUCCUUUUUGAAGCCAUCAGCCUCAUCAUCCACUACGACAGUGAACCCAACUUAUUGGUGCGGGCAUGCAAUCAACUAGGCCAGUUCCUGCAGCAUCGAGAGACCAACCUGCGCUACCUGGCCUUGGAGAGCAUGUGCACCCUGGCCAGCUCCGAAUUCUCUCACGAGGCUGUCAAGACCCACAUCGAGACAGUCAUCAAUGCUCUCAAGACUGAACGGGAUGUGAGUGUGCGUCAGCGGGCUGCUGACCUCCUGUAUGCCAUGUGUGACCGCACAAACGCCAAGCAGAUUGUCUCAGAGAUGCUUAGCUACCUGGAGACAGCCGACUACUCCAUCCGUGAGGAGAUUGUGCUAAAGGUGGCUAUCCUGGCUGAGAAAUACGCAGUGGACUACAGCUGGUAUGUGGACACCAUCCUCAACCUGAUCCGUAUCGCUGGGGACUAUGUGAGUGAAGAGGUGUGGUACCGUGUCAUCCAGAUCGUCAUCAACCGGGAUGAUGUGCAAGGUUAUGCUGCCAAGACCGUCUUUGAGGCCCUGCAGGCUCCUGCAUGUCAUGAGAACAUGGUGAAAGUUGGAGGCUAUAUCCUAGGGGAGUUUGGGAACCUCAUCGCUGGAGAUCCUCGCUCCAGCCCUUUGGUGCAGUUUAACCUACUGCACUCCAAGUUCCACCUCUGCAGCGUGUCAACACGGGCCCUGCUCCUCUCCACCUAUAUCAAGUUCAUCAACCUCUUUCCUGAGACCAAGGGCACAAUCCAAGAGGUGCUGCGCUCAGACAGCCAGAUCCGCAACGCCGACGUGGAGCUGCAGCAGCGCGCCGUUGAAUACCUCAAGCUCAGCUCCAUUGCCAGCACCGAUGUCCUGGCGACAGUGCUGGAGGAGAUGCCGCCGUUCCCUGAGCGUGAGUCAUCCAUCUUGGCUAAGCUCAAGAAGAAAAAGGGCCCAGGAGCUGGCAGUGAGCUGGAUGACGGCAAGAAGGACCCAAACUCUGAGAUCAAUGGGGGCAUGGAGCCCUCAGCCAGCACUGCUUGCAGGAGUAGAGAAAAAGCAUGCUCCCACAGCGCAGGGCACGGUGUCUAUUCCUCUGUCCCCAAGUCAACACCAUCACCAUCUGCUGAUCUGCUAGGCCUCAGGGCCACCCCAGCCACCUCCUCCACUGUGCCUGCCAGUGCUGGUAACCUUCUGGUGGAUGUUUUCUCCGACAGCCCCUCAGCUGCAACUGGCCUUGUGCCUGGUGCCGAAGAGAACUUCCUGAGCUCAGGGGCUGCCACUUCUGUCUCUGAGGACCCUGCUUUGCCUAUUGCUGAGGCCGAUGAACUGCUUCACAAGUUUGUGUGUAAGAAUAAUGGCGUACUCUUUGAGAACCAACUGCUGCAGAUCGGUGUAAAAUCAGAAUUUCGGCAGAAUUUGGGCCGGAUGUAUCUCUUCUAUGGGAACAAAACAUCUGUCCAGUUCCAGAGCUUCACCCCUACAGUCAGUUACCCAGGAGACCUGCAAAGCCAGCUCAAUAUCCAGACAAAAGCAGUGGAGCCACUGGUGGAGGGAGGCGCUCAAGUUCAACAGGUCCUGAACAUUGAAUGCCUGAGUGACUUCACAGAGGCCCCUCUCAUCAACAUAAAAUUCCGGUACGGCGGGACGCUGCAGAACCUCACACUCAAAUUGCCUAUCACUGUCAACAAAUUUUUCCAGGCAACAGAGAUGCAAUCACAAGACUUUUUCCAGCGCUGGAAACAGCUCAGCCUGCCGCAGCAGGAAGCCCAGAAAAUCUUCAAGGCAAACCACCCCAUGGAUUCAGAAGUAACUAAGGCCAAGCUGUUAGGUUUUGGCAGUGCACUCUUGGAGAAGGUGGAUCCAAACCCUGAUAAUUAUGUAGGAGCUGGGAUCAUCCAGACAAAGGCACUGCAGGUUGGGUGCUUACUGAGGCUGGAACCCAAUGCCCAAGCACAGAUGUAUCGGCUGACCCUCCGUACCAGCAAGGAAUCUGUUUCGAAGCACCUUUGUGAGCUGCUCUCUCAGCAGUUCUGAGGCAUAGGCUGCACUGGAGGAAGGAGUGGAGGAAAAGGCUGUUCCUGCACACUGAAUGCCUAGGUCCAUCCCCUCCCACCUCCCUCCACACCAGGGGCCUCAAGAAAAGACUGUAAUGCUCCCUGCCUGUUGUCGUGAUAACCUCUGUGUUCUCAUUGCCUAGCCCGGGCCAGCACCAAGGGGGAUAUGUGAGGGGGAGCAGAGCUGUGGUCCCUGGGAUGGAUGAAGUAGGGUUGAGAAGGGAGAGCGUAUGUUGGUGUAGGGCAUUCUUCCAGGAGUAAUCUUCCCCUUGGCAGGAGGGUGGCCCUUGGAAGAAAGCCAGGAUCUCUCCUUGCCUAUAAGCCUGGUCCAUUCUAAAUCAGGAUGAGGCGAAGAUUUGUGGUCUUAAUCCCCUCCCUGCACUGGCACAGCUGUAUGAUUUAGGCUGGCAUUUUGGUUUUGUUUACAAUUAUUUACCCUUACUUUCCAUUCAUGGCUUUCCCUCUUUCUUUUGGGGAGAUGGGGUAUACAUGUCAGCUUCUCUGCUUCCCCCUGAGCUGGCUGUGGGGAGGAAUGGUGUGUGCGUGCGUGAGUGUGUGUGUGUGUUUGGCUGGGGGAGAAAUGCCUGUAAGGGUUGUUUUGUGUUUCUUUGCCUUGUGUAUUUCCUGGGGGUGGGGGGGGCAUUCUCCCUUUCCUUUGUCAUGGACCAUUCCAGUGUUACAGUUGCUUGUGUUUUUGUGGGCAAGGCAUAGUAAUGAGAACAGGCUCCCCCCCUCCUUACCUCUAGAAGGAAAACUACCCUAAAAUGGAAAGGACUGUGGGGAACAGAUGUCUAGUAACUCCUCUCCUGCCCUCCCCCCCAACUUCUCCAAAUUUCAGGAAGGUGUUUACUGCUAUCCUCAAGCAGCUGUAAAGUUUUGGGGGACUGACUCUGGAAUAGUGACCUCCAUGCAUUUUGGAAAAGGGAGGGGAGGGUUCAGUUCAUGCUAGUUUGGGGGUGUCCCAGCUUCCCAUGCUGGCCCGGGCUCCAUGUUACUCUGCUGUGUAGGUGUUAUCUAGCGCAUCUUAGUUUAUCUGGGUUUUGAAUGCCUGUAUCUAUCUCCAUGUGACUGUAAUAAAACCGUGAGGGCGGGGGAGAGCCAGAAUCAAGCCAGGCUGGGUCACCCCCACACCGCUGACUGA
Messenger RNA from Varanus komodoensis (Komodo dragon), 4208 nucleotides. It is a transcript of the gene AP2A1, whose product is annotated as adaptor related protein complex 2 subunit alpha 1. Gene Ontology annotation, cellular component: AP-2 adaptor complex; membrane coat. The coding region runs from base 102 to 3047 and encodes 981 amino acids. NCBI's taxonomy places the organism in Eukaryota, Metazoa, Chordata, Lepidosauria, Squamata, Varanidae. Gene Ontology annotation, molecular function: clathrin-cargo adaptor activity. The transcript has 24 exons. The record is from RefSeq and is a predicted model, not a curated record. Gene Ontology annotation, biological process: clathrin-dependent endocytosis; intracellular protein transport.